Phascolarctos cinereus (koala) is the source of this 9121-nucleotide messenger RNA. Lineage: Eukaryota; Metazoa; Chordata; Mammalia; Diprotodontia; Phascolarctidae. The record is from RefSeq and is a predicted model, not a curated record.
UCGGAGAAACCUCUCCUGCAGGGUACCCUAAGGGGAUGGGGGGCGGGGAGAGGGCUGUCACCUCUGCCUCUCGCUUGCUUCCUGCUCGUGAUGCUCGCCCACCUUCCUGAGCCUUGGAGAUGUUCCUGGAAGGGCAGGGACUGUGUUCGUUGUUGUAUCCCUGUUGCCUAAUGUAGUGUCUUGCCUGAAGGGAAAUCAUUUUAUACUUCAGAAUUAGGACAGAUAUGUGAGAAUUCCCAUCAGCCAGUGUGGAUUUCUUUCUUCAAGCUCUUCCAAUACAACCAGCUAUAUAAGUUUCUCAAAUAACCCUUCUUGUGCCAUGUUCUGUGGCUUGCAUCAGAAGAGGAAUUUGUCUUCAUGAAGAUUCCUAACAUUGGUAAUGUGAUGAAUAAAUUUGAGAUCCUUGGGGUUGUAGGUGAAGGAGCCUAUGGGGUUGUACUAAAAUGCAGGCACAAGGAAACACAUGAAAUUGUGGCAAUCAAGAAAUUCAAGGACAGUGAAGAAAAUGAAGAAGUCAAGGAAACAACUUUACGAGAGCUUAAAAUGCUUCGAACUCUAAAACAGGAAAAUAUAGUGGAGUUGAAGGAAGCUUUCCGAAGAAGAGGGAAAUUAUACUUGGUGUUUGAAUAUGUGGAAAAAAAUAUGCUUGAAUUGCUGGAAGAAAUGCCCAAUGGAGUUCCACCUGAAAAAGUAAAAAGCUAUAUCUACCAGCUAAUCAAGGCAAUUCACUGGUGCCAUAAGAAUGAUAUUGUUCAUCGAGAUAUAAAACCAGAAAAUCUCUUAAUCAGUCAUAGUGACAUCCUGAAGCUGUGUGAUUUUGGUUUUGCUCGGAAUCUGUCAGAAGGCAACAAUGCUAAUUAUACAGAGUAUGUGGCCACCAGGUGGUACCGUUCUCCUGAGCUAUUACUUGGAGCUCCCUAUGGAAAGUCUGUAGAUAUGUGGUCUGUGGGCUGUAUUCUUGGGGAGCUUAGUGAUGGGCAACCUUUGUUUCCUGGAGAAAGUGAAAUUGACCAACUUUUUACUAUUCAGAAGGUGCUAGGACCACUUCCAUCUGAGCAGAUGAAGCUCUUCUACAGCAAUCCUCGUUUCCAUGGGCUUCGGUUCCCAGCUGUUAAUCACCCCCAGUCUUUGGAGAGAAGAUAUCUAGGAAUUUUAAGUGGUGUUUUGCUUGACUUAAUGAAGAAUUUACUGAAGUUGGAUCCAGCAGACAGAUACUUGACAGAACAGUGUUUGAACCAUCCUUCAUUUCAAACCCAGAGACUCUUGGAUCGUUGUGGAACUUCACCUUCACGAUCAGCAAAGAGAAAACCAUACCAUGUUGAAAGCAACACAUUAUCUAAUAGAAAUCAAGCCAGCAAAAAUGCUGCUUUGCAGGUACAUCACAGAUCUAACAGUAAGGAUAUGCAGAAUCUGAGUGUUGGACUUCCUCGGAAUGAAGAUGUUCUUCCAGCAAGUGAAAGCUUCCUCAAUGGAAGCCUUUCUGGAGCUUCUCAUAGUCCCAUGCACACCAAACCCUAUCAAACAAGUAACCCACCUGGAUCUGCAAACAAAGAUCUCACCAAUAACAACAUUCCACAUCUUCUUAGCCCGAAAGAAUCAAAAUCAAAAACAGAAUUUGAUUUCAGUAUUGACCAAAAGGCCUCUGAGGGCCCAGGCACAAAAUACCUUAAGUCAAACAGUAGGUCUCAGCAGAAUCGACACUCAUUUAUGGAAAGUUCCCAAAGCAAAACUGGAACAUUACAGCCUGGUGAAAAGCAUGGACGGCACAGCUACAUAGACACUAUUCCCCAGUCCUCUAAGAGUCCUUCUUAUAGGGCAAAGGCCAAAAGUCAUGGGGUUCUGACUGACUCCAAAUCUGUGAGUAACCUUUCUGAAGCCAGAGUUCAGAUUUCUGAUCCCAAUAGCAGCAGGUAUUUUCCAUCUAGCUGCCUAGACUUGAACUCUCCCACCAGCCCAACCCCUCCCAGGCACAGUGACAGUAGAACUUUGCUUAGUCCUUCUGGGAGAACUAAUCGAAGUGAGGGCACACUGGACUCACGGCGAACAACAGCAAGACAUUCCAAAACAAUGGAGGAGUUGAAAUUGCCCGACCACAUGGAUGGAAGCCAUUCACACUCACUGUCUGCACCACAUGAAUCUUUUUCCUAUGGUCUAGGCUAUACCAGCCCUUUCUCUUCCCAGCAGCGGCCUCAUAGGCAUUCCAUGUACGUGACUCGAGACAAAGUGAGAGCAAAAGGCUCAGAUGGAGGCUUGAACAUAGGGCAAGGGAUGGCAGUCAGAGCCAACAGCCUGCAACUGUUAUCACCACAGGUACAACUUAGGCUAUUCACCAAAUCUGUUGGCACAUCACAGGAAGAUGGUGCAGAGGAUUGGAAUAGGCCAGGAGAACAAAUCCCCACAGAGCUAAGUGUAUCUCGGUCUUCAGCUAAAGAAACCUCUCGAGAAGGCACAUCUUCAUUUCACUCACGGCAAAAAUCUGAGGGUGGAGCCUAUCAUGACCCCCACUCAGAUGAUGGAGCAGCCACAAAAGAAAACAGACAUCUGUAUAAUGAUCCUGUUCCUAGAAGAGUUGGUAGUUUUUACAGAGUUCCAUCUCCACGUCCUGAUAAUUCAUUCCAUGAAAAUAAUGUACCAUCCAGAGUUGCUUCUCUGCCAUCAGAGAGCAGUUCUGGGACAAACCAUUCAAAAAGACAAACAACAUUUGAUCCGUGGAAAAGCCCUGAAAAUAUUAGUCAUGCUGAACAACUAAAGGAGAAGGAGAAGCAGGGCUUUUUUAGAUCCAUGAAAAAGAAAAAGAAGAAAUCUCAAACAGUGCCCAACACAGAUGGUCAGGAUCUUCUGGCAUUACAGAAAGCCAUUCAUUCGACUAAUCACCAAAGCAGCCGGCCGAAGGAGUGGCGUCCUGAGAAGAUCUCAGAUCUUCAAGUUCAUAGUCAGCCAUUAAAAUCACUCCGUAAGCUGUUACAUCUCUCUUCCACCUCAAACCAUCCUACUUCCUCGGAUCCCCGCUUUCAGGCCUUACCAAGUCAGCAAGCCAAAAGUUCCUUUUCGGAAGUACGGAUUCACCCUAUGAGCCAAGCUUCCAGCAGCAGCAGCAGCAGCAACGUCCGAGCUGAGGCCACUCCAAAGGCCAGGCCCACACUUCAGCUGCCGGGGCAGAUUGACCCAGGCUGGCAUGUAUCCCCUGUGAGCAGGAGUGCUAACGAGGGGCCUUCCUACUCUGAACAGCUGGGUUCUAAGAGUGGGCCAAACGGGCACACAUAUAACAGAACAAAUCGAUCACGGAUGCCAAAUCUGAAUGAUUUAAAAGAGACAGCCUUGUAAUUAUGCUCCAGGGGAUAGGGAGGAAAAAGCCAACUCCCUGGGGAGAGGGGUGGGGAGGAAGGGAUAGGGUAGGUAGGGCCAAGGGUGGUAAGCCAGUAUUUUCAGCCUCACAAAGGUGUGCAAUAUUGUGUAUGUGGAGCUGCAUUGUUGAGCACCAUAUUAGUCGUCAGGGAUCAUAUAGUAAAUGAGCUGAAUUACUGAUUGCCAGUCACCAGAAGUCUCCCUUGAUGGAGUUCAGGAAGAAGUUGCCUGGUUGUCUCCCCCUGCCUCUCACCCCUCCCUUACAUUCCAGCUUUAGUGUGCUCCCUGGUGAAGCUGGGAAGCUAAAGCAUGCCUUGGCACUUCAAGGGAUGGAAAAAUUAAGUGUCUCAGCCUACGUCCUUACCACAUACUUUCUGCCUAGUUGAAAUGUGGGAUUUAUGUAAUCCAAGCCUAUCCCUUUCUUUCAAGGGUCAAAAGUCGAAUUGUAUGUCUUAAAUUUGUUUUUUUUUUUUAACUUCCAUAUUUGAUAGGUUUGUAACAUUUAUUUAUGAUUAACUAAUAUUGUACUGUUAUAAUCAUACCUUUUAUGUUACAAUAUAAAGUUAUUUUAAGCUGUUUGAAACAUUGUGAAGCAGUGCAACAGCUACAGUAGUUUCUAUAAAAACUAAACAGUAACAUUUAUAUAUUGCAUCAGGAGUAUUCUAUAUAUAAAUAUAUAUGGUAAAUACCUGUCUGUUUUAUAAAUAUCUUCAUUUAAAGAAAGUAUUGUUAUGACACUAUCUGCCAUAUUUUUAUACAUUUGUGAUAUAAAGUGCAGUAUUAUACUUCUAAUAAAAGGGAGUUGAAUUGUGGCCAUAUAUGACUGUAACAGUAUGAAUCCUGCUCACCUGUAAGAGUGCAGCCCUCAAGGCAUGAUCAGUAGCAGCAAAAUGUGUGCCAUCUAUUUCUAGCCCUGCUAGAAGGAAAAGAAAAACAAAAGGAUGAGGGACUGCCCAGCUAGCUGCAUUGUAAUGAAGACCUCAGGCAGUUUUUUUUCCCCAGUCCAUGCAUGAUUAGCUCCCCUUUGUGUUUGGUAUCACAUUUCUUGGUACAGAGAAAGUGCCCCUUAAAAACCACAACUAAAAACAGAUGCUCUUCCUUGGAAUGUUAUGGGGUAUAGACCAAAGAAAUCCAACAUGAUUUGUAAGCGUAAUUUCAAAGUUGUGAAUUUAUAUAAGAUAGACUACAAAUCAUGACGUAUCAGGUUUAUGCUUAGGUAUAGUAUUCAUUUGUAUUGUGUUGGGUAACUAGAUAGUACAUUAAUGUAGUAUUCUGAUUUAAAAUGCUGCUGUGCUUUUUUGGUUGCUAUUUUUGAAUAAAUUUUAAGGCUUCAGAAGCAGUGAAAUCUAGUUAUAGAAAAAAUUGUCACAUGCCCCAUUUUCCUCUAGGGUCUCAUUAGAAUACCAUUUCCAGUAAGGUUACCAUUGACACUGGCUUCAGGGACUUUUCCAAAUUUCCCACAAUAUGGUGGCAUUUAAGUAUAACAAAUCUAUAUAGUGUCAGAACAAUACCACUUUUUCUUGUCAUUCAUCUCCCCUCAUUCCCAAGUCACUCACAGAUGUCAUUGAGCCCUUUGACCCUUGUGUGACAGUAGCCAGUGAUUGUGCUUUAUGUGCAUUUUGUCCUGCUUCACCUAAACACAUUCACCUGUGCACAGUCCUCAAUUUUGGAAGUACCCAGUUGGCACCCCUUUUUGAAGAUUUCCCCCUCAUACACACACAUUUUUUCACCCCCAGGGUUCACUUUUAAAGAGUAUGCUUGUCUCCCCACUAACCCCCAAACCAUAUGACUUUGUCAGGGUUUAUUCCUACCAGAGUUCUGAGCGCAUCAGAUCCCAAAUCAGCUAUGACAGACAAAACAUGUAAUAAAUUGAACUGCUAUGGCUACAGUUUUCUUUAGGAUUCUGAAAAACUAGUAACCCUAAUCGUUAUGCACAGUACAAAAAAGGAGGCUCCAUUUCUCCAAGAGUGUCUGAAAUGUUAGAUUGUGUGUGUAUAUUGCAUUCUUAUUUAUAUUAUGAUUUCAUGUGUAUAGACUGUAUGUAGAACUCAUUGGUGCUUUUUGUUUCAUUUUCAAUAAAUAUAUUGGACACUAAAGAAAAACUUAAGGUGGGCUUGAUAUUGUCAUUGAAGCUAUUUGGUCUGAAAUCCAUUAAUGAUUUAGCAAGCUGUGCUUUAUUGUUUAUUUUUUAAUUGUUAGAUUUUCUCUCUUCCUCCAGUUCAGGACAUUUCAGCUGGCCCUGCAUUGUCUUGAACAGAAUUUGUUCUUCAGAACUACUCUGUCCUAUGUGAGAGUUAAAAACCUAGCAGCAUUUAUCUGAGUGCCUAUGACACUGGAAGCCUGCAUGUUCAACACUUUGACAGUAGGGCUACAACCCUUCCCACCACCUUCCUUAAAUGUUAGUAAACCCAUUUUCAGCAUAGAAGGGGUUGUAGAAGUGCCUUUGGCACUUGGAUUGGGGAGGGAGCCAUUUCCUGUUCACCCAUGCUUUAUGCUACUGGUGUCUCAUAUAUGGGAAUAUUUAUGUUGCUUAUUUUCUGAAGCAGGGUCGGAAGUUGUCAAAGUAAUCAAUCUUCUUCCAACUGCAAGUAAUAGGUGGCUAAAAGUACCUGUGAUAUAUUCCUGGAUCUGAACCAGAAAACAAGUACACUGUCAGUAGCAUUUUGGAAGUAAAUCUUUAGCCUCUCUUCUCCUCUUUGAAAUUUUUCAUUGAUCCUAGAUGUGAUCUCUAAAUUGAAUUGAUGGCUUAUCGUUUUCUUCCUACUCGUAGAAGGAACAAUCAAGUUUUCUCACAUACCUGGUUGGUUUCAAACCUGUCUUAGCUUAGAGCUAUUGUUUUCCCAGAGUACGGUCUGUUGCUCCUUCUCUCAAAGGCUUCUUCCUGAGUCAACAGUGACCUGUCGUUCCUGAAAAAAAAAAAUGCUAGAGAGAAAACUACAGAAAUUGAUAAGUUUAAUGUGUGAUGGAGAGUGUGUGCCAUCCAUACACUUAUUAGAUACUGUAGACCUUCUAAGAAUGAACUAAAUUAAGGCUUAAAAGGAAUACUGAGGCAUGUUUACAUAACCUAAGCUGUCUAGAUCCACUGAAGUUUAAAGUCACUGAUACAAUUUCCAGAAUUACCCUUUAUAUUAGGGAAAAUAAGUUUUUAGUCACUUAUGGAAUCAUUUCUCUUGUCCACCUUUAUUUUUAACCAUCAUUGCCAUUUUCUCUGUGAGACAUUCAAAUUGUACUUCACUCUCUCAGAUCUUUGAGGCUUGUACCAAUUGUUGUUGGGUAGUCCUUGGAGCCUAAGAGCAUGGUGAGGUAUUGUGCUUACAGAGUUCCCAAAUCACUUGGACCAGCUCACAAACUGGAUUUGCCAAGUUGACCCUCUUCCCCAAGUUUUGGAAUUGAUGACAUGGAUUUAGGGAGCUAACGCUCUGUUUCCAGUUGAAUCCUUGGAUAAAACCUCUCCUUUUACUCCUCAGUGCUGUUUCUGCCCAUUGGAAGGGGAGUUGUGUAUUUUGGAAGAAAUGGACCUAAGUGACCUCUUGAGAUGUUUUAAGCUUGAAAUUUCAGGUUAGUUCUUCCAGAAAGAUUUUCAGGCAGCCAGCUGAUUUGAGAGCAACAGCAACUUGGAAGUUUGGGGUGAUUUGCACCUGUUGCCAUGGGGGACCUGUAGAUUUUAGCAAAAAUUUACAGAGCAUAAUAGUCUUGGUUAUCCAUGCUUCUUGCUAGCUAUAAAAGAAAAAUGUCAUAUGCCAAGCAGAUUUGGAACCUAAAGUGUGCUGGUAGUAUGUUUAUUUUAGAAGUAUUUGUGCCUUUAUUUGUCAUGGUGAAAUCUUUGUAAAACAUGCUCUAGGUUGUAACUCCUUACAGUCUAACAGAAUAUUCUGAGCUUAGAGUUCUGCUGGUUAGUUUAUAGUAACAAAUAUAAUGGAAAAAUAUAUGUCAUGGUAGUACAAACUCAAUUCAGUAUCUUCAUAACCUGAAAAUAAGUGGUGUCUCCUAGAGGAAAAAAAAAAGUUUUCUCAUUCUUCCUACCUAACAUUACUUCUUUAAUAUCGUGGUAUUUACCAUUCUGUAACUUCAAAAACAUUUUUUUCCAGCUACAUAUAGAUUGUCCCAGAUACAACUUUUUUAAAAAAUAAAGUAAGAAUUAUUUUCUGGAAAGAUCUAAUUUUAGCCAUCAGAAUUCUGCUGGUAACAAUAUACCAGGAUCCUUAAAGGAAGAGAUAGUGGCAACUUUCUCAGCUCUGUUCCUAUAACUCUAAUACAAUAAAAUCUAUACAUUAUCCUGGUCCAGAUACACUCUCCUGAGACUACUGAUUUUAUAUCUGGAGGGCCAUCAUCUUCAACAUGGAUGGGUGUUUAACAACAUUACUAAACUACACAAAAACCCACACUCCUUUAUGACAUGAGAACAUUACAUAUACAUUAACAUUACAUACAUGAAGAUGAGCUCACAUAUACUAGAAUAUUUUCAUGUGCAUUCACACUUUUUUUUCUGCAUGAAUCAAUGCAUGAACAAAGGGAGCUCUCCUGUGAUAUGAACUUCUCUUUGAUGUAAAAGAAAGGAAUGUUGGGGCUAUAGUGGGACUGUUUAUACAACUCUAUAGGUAAGAAUGGGGUCUUUGGAAGUGUAUCUCUGAGGAUGAGUAGUUAGUUUAUUUUAAGAGUAUCCACUUCUCCAGUGGUAGUCCUGGAAAUCCUGGUGCUGACUCUCAAAAAGUUUUGGUUCAGAAAUGAUGAGCAAAUGCAAGAAAUACCAGGUUAUAACUGGGUCGCUUGCCUUUGUAGGUCCAACCAUGAUGUAGUAGAAAGGGUAGGUAAUGCAUUGAGUUUGUGUUUAUUUUUCAAUGCUUUUAUAGAUGAUAACUGUAAAGGUCCCAGGCUCAUGGACAUGCAUGGAACAACAACCAGCCACUACACAAAUACCUUUUCUCUAAAGCUCUGUUUAUCAUUCUGUGAUAUGUUAAAGUUGAUUGUAAGACUCAUUUCUGACGUUUGUUUAGUUUCCAUGAGUCAGUCAGUUUACUGGUGUGUUUGCUAUAGAAUACAAAGCGUCAUCAAAAUGUGGCUUAUUUUCCCAUGUAUUUACUUGUUAAGUUUGGAAUUUUUGUUUAUGUGCUGGAAAAGAUAUUUACCACUUUAGCUUUUCAGGGCUAAUAGAACUGAGCUGUAUUAAUAUGAUACUGUAUUAAUUUCUGUGUAGCAGGAGCCCCUCCUUGUCUUUUCUGCAGGGUCUGGAGUCCUUUCUCUUUUAGCCCCAUUUGGUCUUUGUGUCAAUGUAAGAUCAUCAUCUUGCACCUUAAAAUCAAUCUCUUUGUAGUAUUCAGAUUUAAAGUUGCCUUGUUUGCUUCUAUUCCAACACAUCCAGGAGAAAGAGGCCUUAUGUGUUCCUCCAUCUACCCUAUUUGUUGUUAUCUAUAGACCGUUGUAUUAAGAUUUCCUCAGGACUUCCUUUGGUUUUAAAUUAAUCACACUUCUUCAGGAAGUUGUGACUAGUUUCAUUUCAGCACAAGGACCAACUUGUCAUGGUGCUUUGCUUCAUUUCAAAUAAAAAGAGCCUUAGGAAUACAAAAGGUAGGUGAGAUGGUAUAUAUAAACAUACAGGAUGCUUUUUUGCCCGGUUUGCCAGAGGGUCCAGCUUGUCAAAGCGAUCAGAAUCACGAGAACAGAGAAAAUGUUCACUUCUGCAGAAUACAGCUCUCCAUGUAAACUUAGAAGAUACUUAAAAAAUAGGUAGCAAAGUUUUGUCUUUAUUUUGACAGUUUUCAUUAAAGAUGUAAAAUCA